AGCGGCCGGACCUGCAGAGGCCACAAUGGAGACCGGAGUGUCAGAUGUCAGCAACCCCUUUUCAGUAGAAGGUGACAGCCUGAUCCUGGAUCUCGACUUGUACGAUGCCGACAGCUAUGACGUCCCGGAUCCAGGGCUGCUCAAGGAGAAGAAUGAGUCGUUUUCGGAGCCAGUCCCAGGGCUUUUUACCAGCAGCUUGCGGUGGCAGAACAUGACCCCGCGCGCCCGUGCCCGCCAGCUAUGGCUACUCCUGCGUACAGGCCUCCGUGACUUCGUGGAAAAGGAAAAGAGAGCCGAGCUGUGCGUGGGCCACUUGACACACGGGCUGGAGCCGCUGCGCCACCUGACGGUGGCAGCUGGGCUGCGCUCAGUGGCGCAGGACCCAGCGGGCAGACGCUUCGUGGUGCUGGAUGGUGCGGGCCGCCUGCACCUGCACAGAGAAGACGGCUGGGCUUACGAGAAGCUGUGUGCCCCAGCAGUGCUCACGGGGCUGGUGGCGGUGCCAGGCCCUCUGGGUGCUGUGGGCCGCUUCGUGGGCUGGGGCCCCGAGGGGCUGGCCAUACUAAGGCCUGACCUCAGCCUGCUGUGGCUGAGCAAGCCAGGGGUGGGCAGGGUGCCGGGCCACCAGCCCGUCUGCUGUCUGCCGGUGCCCAGCCUGGGGCUGUUGCUGGUGGCAGAGGCAGGCGGCAGCCUGGUGCUCUGGAAGUUCCGCUCAGGAGGCCGCUGCCUGGUGCCGUGUGGGUCACCUCUGCAGCUGCCACCAAGCCCUGCAGGUGCAGUCACCCGUUUGGUUCUCGGGCCCUUGCCCUCCCACCAAGCCCCAUGCUGCUUCGCGGCCUGUGGCUCGGCUGUGCUCACCUUUGAUCUGGACCGCUGGGCUCUCGUAGACGUGCGCCGGGACCUGCAUAAAACCACCAUCUCGGACCUGGCCUACUGCAAGGAGGUAGAGGCCAUGGUGACGGCUUCUCGCGACAGCACAGUGAAGGUGUGGGAGGCCGACUGGCAGGUCCGGAUGGUGUUCGUGGGCCACACAGGCCCAGUGACAGCUGUGGCCGUCCUGCCGAACACCGCCCUAGUCCUGUCAGCCUCGCAGGAUGGGACGCUGCGCACGUGGGACCUGCAGGCGUCAGCACAGGUGGGCGAGGUGGCGCUGAGCAGCCGGGGCCGAGGGGUGCCAUCUGGGCACGUGAACCGCCUGCUGGCGCCCGCUGGCCCCGGCUGGCCAGUGCUCUCUUUGAGCGCGAGCAGCGUGGAGCUGUGGCUCCUUCGCGAGCUCUACUCGCCGUUGGCGCAGCUGUCAGCGCCGGUGCUCCACCUGCAGACCGCGCCCGCGCUGCCCGCGCCCGCGCACCCGCCGCUGCCUAUGCGCCUUGUGUGCGCAUGCGCCGAUGGCUCGGUCUACCUCGUGUCGGUCGCCACCGGGCGCACGGUGAGCGCGCUGCUGCUCGAACCGGAGGACGGCGCAGCCUCGCUGCUUUAUUGCCUACCGCGGGAAGCACUGUGGCUGCUGACACGCGCCGGACACCUGGUGUGUGCCAACGCCGCACGAUGCCCCAUGCGCGUGCUAAACCGGGUGUGCCCGCCCCCGGCCCCCGCGCCCAGGCCCUGCUGCCUGCACCUAUACAGCCACCUCACAGACCCCAGCAGCGCAUUCGCCAGCUGGCAGAUCGUACGCCAGCAUGGGGGCGAGCUGUGCCUCAGUGACCCGGCCCGACCCCGGAAGGACAAAAACCGGUACCUGCCCGUGGUGGGGCACACGGAUGGCACCCUCUCGGUCCUCGAGUGGCGCCGGUCGAAGCCCGUCUUCCAAACCGCGGCACACAGCCCGGGCCCCGUCACCGCCAUUGCAUCUACCUGGAACUGCAUUGUGUCCUCUGGCGGAGACUUGACCGUGAAGAUGUGGCGUGUCUUCCCCUAUGCUGAGGAGAGCCUCUGCCUGCUGCGAACCUUCUCUUGCUGCCACCCGGCGACCGUGCUCUGCGCUCUGGGGAAGCGGGUGACUGUGGGCUUUGAGGAUCCAGGCCGCGCCACCUACGGCCUGGUGCAGUUUGGCCUGGGCGACAGCCUCCGCUACGAUCACCGGCCCCAGGAUGACCCCACGGACCACAUCACUGGCCUGUGUGGCUGUCCCACACUCAAGCUGUGUGCCUGUUCCAGCCUGGACUGCACCAUCGGCAUCUGGACAGCCGAGAAUCGCCUGCUGAGGCUCCUGCGGCUGAAUGGUGCCCCUCAGGCCCUGACCUUCUGCAGCGACAGCGGGGACCUGGUGCUGGCUCUGGGCUCCCGACUGUGCCUGGUGUCCCAUAGGCUCUACCUGCCCACAUCUUACCUGGUUAAGAAGCUACGCCGGAAGGUCCCUGAUGUGGUGGAUGACCCUCCCCUGCCACUGACCACCCAGGAGUCGCUGACCUCAGCCCAGCUGCAGAGGCUCGCCAGCCUACGUGGGGCGGCCAGUCUUAGCACGGACUUGUCUUUCAUCCAUCACCAGACGGCCACACCUCAGCAGCCAGUGUUGGAGGAGGACCUAGAAGCCCUAGUUUCCCGGGAUGAAGACCUUCAGAUGCUGAGACUGGGGCUGGUGGUCCCGGCAGCCCAGCCCCCACCCUCCUGGCAACAGCGGCAGGAGGCCUUUGACAACUAUCUGCGUCUCAUCUAUGGCCCUGGCUUGCUGGGCAUGCAUUCUGGAAGAGAAUCCCAGCAAUGGAGUACUGUGACCCUCACACUGGAGAGAGAGACCUGCGAUGUGUGUGUCUCGCCCACAGCUGCCCUCAGUCUUAGGCAGGCUGAGGUCUGCACUGAAGCCCUAAGGGGGCCGGCAGCCCGCCCCUUGCAGGACCUGGGGACCGGGGGCCAGCGCUUUGCCCCCCCUCCCCGAGUCCCCUUGCCCACCCCCCACCCCCACCGGGGGGUGCACAGCAGGGCCUCCCAGCUGCUGGCCCGCUCCUCUCUGAGCGGCAGCCUGGGCCUCAGUCUGGACCUGCAGCUGCAGUUGGAGGGCUCCAAGGGGAGAAGCCUGUGGUCGGGCCUACCAUCCCCCCACACACAGCACAGGAUCCCCCUCCUGAUGAAGAGGCGGCCCGAGGAGCUCCUCUCCAACCUCCGAGGCUUCUUUCCUGCCACCAUUCAGCCCUAUGAGCCCUCGCGCAGGCCCGUCCACUUCCCCGGCAGCGUGCCCAACUCCGUGGUGCUGCAGCAGAUGUGGCCGCACAGGGAGGUCAGCGGCCUCGGAGCCCCCGCCCCGCUCACCAGCCACGGCAGACACCAGGCAAGGGAGGACCGGGGGGCUUGCUCCUGGGCUCUAUGGAAGGGGGCCCGAGUUCCCGCGGCAUGCCAGCGGCCACCCGUGCUCUCCCCUCUGCAGCCAGGUGGGAGCCAGGACAUGUGGUUGCCACGACGACGCGGGAGGCAGUGGCAUGCCAAGUGGCAGCAGAAGCUGAUCCGGUGGUUGGGGGAAGAGGAGGCGGAGGAGGAGGAGGAGGAGGAGGAGCUGUAUCUGGACUGGGCCUCCGACUCCCUGAGCCCACGCGGGCACCUCUCCGAGUUGGAGGAGGCCAAGAGCCCCGAGGAUUCCACCCCGAAGCCCUUGCACUCUCGUGACGCCUCCGCCGGGACCCAGGCCUCGCGCGGCCCCUCGUACCCCUUCAGGCGCUCGCUCUGGGAAGAGCGCUACGGCCAUCUGCCCAGGUUUCUGCAAUUUUUCGUCUGCCAGAACUGGUUCAAAAAGCUGUUCCCCAUCUUCAACCUGAAGGUGUAUCCCGAAGUGGGCACGGUGGAGGGCCUGGCCUCGCUGCUCACGGACCUGCUGGACGAGGCCUCCUGGGCAGACCGCGUGCACAUCCUGGGAGCGCUGCUGCGGCUGCUGCCUGACGUGAGCAGAGACCUCUGUAACCGGCUGCGGGGCAUCCUGGAGCGCUUGCUCAACCUGGACCAGCCCCCCAGCCUCGAGGACCAGACGCAGAAGCAGUUCGUGACGCUGGCGUUGCAGCUCCUUCUGGCCUGCUCCCUGGAGUCCCACGAGGUGGUGCUGGAGCUCAUGUCCUACUUCCUCUACUCGCCAGCCUCCUGCCGGCCCUGGCUCAAGAAGCUGCUGGAAGGGCUAGGCCUUCAGGAUCCGCAGGGCUUCCUGUUCAAGGAGAUGACGACCUGGGUCCAGGGCCCGGACGCCAACUGCAAGGCUGCACUGCGCCAACGCUGCUGCCAGAAGCUGGAGGAAAUGAUGGAGCGGCUACAGAUGGAAUCCUUGCAGCCUUCUGUAGUAGCCGAGUUGUCAGAGGUGCUGCCCAAGGUCUCCAGGACCUCGGCACUUUACCUUCCUCCCAAGGAGGCCCCGUCUCAGAUUUCCGUGCUCUCUGGGUCACCUUUUCAUGUCUCAGCGACACCCUCGGCCCACUCCUGGGCCCCCUCACUGGUGGUCUCACCUGGGGAGCUGGACUUGGCCACCCUUGAGUCCCAGGCCCAGCAAACGCUUCCGCCAGUGUGCUUCUGGUGGACCAGACGCACGCUGUCAGAGACACUGCGACACUUCUGCCCCUCGUCCGAGGUCCAUUUGCACCCCUCAGUACCCACUGCGCUGCCGGAUGAGCCACUGCCACUGGAGCAGACGGACUGGUCACAGUCGCAGAUGCUGGACCUGGGGCCGAUCGAUGCGCUCAACUUCUUCUGUGAGCGGCAGCGGGCCCGGCAGCAGAGUCCCCUGCAGGAGGAGCCCGAGAGCCCAUGCCUGAGCUUGCGCCCACCUGUGCCCAACACAGUGCUACCACAGCCCUGGGAUCGCUGGCACUAUCCUAUCCUCCGGCUUCAGGAGGCCAAGGUCCGGAGGCCUCCGAUGACACUGAGAGGCCGGAUGCCGUCCCGGCUCCGGGUGGGCAGUGCCCUCCAUGGCUCCAUCCGCAUGCUGAAACUGCCCCUGCCGAGGGUGGAAAUUCGUCCCUUCCCCCCGGCCUGGCCCAGGCCUGCCCGUCCGCUGCCCCCACUGCUCCUGCAGCCUGCUUUACAGCGCUACUUUCUGCCGGACGACACGAACCCUGACAGCUACAGUUGACCAGGCUGGUGGCCCCAGUCUCUUCUUCCCUCCAGCCUGGAGGCAGGAAGCCGCUUUCCAGCCAACUGUUCUCCCCCUAGAAAUAAAGUCCAGAGGUCGUGGCCAGAAAA
Molecule: messenger RNA, 5151 nt
Organism: Neofelis nebulosa (Clouded leopard)
Lineage: Eukaryota; Metazoa; Chordata; Mammalia; Carnivora; Felidae
Gene: WDR97
Product: WD repeat domain 97
Molecular function (GO): protein binding
Source: RefSeq, a predicted model, not a curated record